Asparagus officinalis (garden asparagus) is the source of this 1236-nucleotide messenger RNA. Its product is annotated as glycine-rich cell wall structural protein-like. The record is from RefSeq and is a predicted model, not a curated record. The transcript is spliced from 9 exons. Lineage: Eukaryota; Viridiplantae; Streptophyta; Magnoliopsida; Asparagales; Asparagaceae. Gene Ontology annotation, molecular function: RNA binding. Bases 161 to 982 code for a protein of 273 amino acids.
AGUAAUUUUCGUCUAACCCUAGCCGAGGCGAGGAAGACCAAUUCCCUCCGUGCGCGAGUCGAUAUAAAAGCGGAGGCAGUUGGCGAAACCGAGAGCUUUCUUGGGGCGAAAACGAAGAAUCCAAACCCAAAGAAGAGGCACAUCCGAAGCUCACAAAUCAAUGGAUCGGUAUCAGAGGGUUGAGAAGCCGAGGGAGGACACGAAGAUCAAUGAGAACGAGAUCCGGAUCACCACCCAAGGGCGGAUGCGUAAUUACAUCACUUAUGCUACGACUCUCCUUCAGGAAAAAGGCUCAAAUGAGAUUGUCUUUAAAGCUAUGGGAAGAGCUAUCAACAAAACUGUCAUGAUCGUGGAGCUAAUAAAGAGAAGGAUUGUUGAUCUUCAUCAAAUUACUGCAAUUGGUUCUACAGACAUAACUGAUACAUGGGAGCCUUUAGAGGAGGGACUACUUCCGCUUGAAACUACUAGGCAUGUGUCGAUGAUCACAAUUACCCUGUCAAAGACAGAGACUGAUAAAGCCUCAGUUGGGUAUCAACCUCCUUUACCCAGGGACCAAGUGAAACCAUUGGUUGAAUUUGAUUAUGAAGGAGAGGGUACCCCUAGUGGGCGAGGAAGAGGUCGUGGUGGUCGCAGAAGAGGAAGGGGUAGAGGAAAUGGUAACAUGGUAAUGGAUUAUGGUGAUGGAGAAUGGGACAAUGGGGGUCGUGGGUAUGGUGGUAGAGGUGGUAGGGCCCGUGGUAGAGGUCGUGGUUUCCGUGGUCGCGGACGAGGAGGCUAUGGGGGAUGGAGUGAGCAUCCACAAGAGAAUGGUGGCUACAAUGGCGGUUAUGAUGAAUUUGAAGCUCCCAAUCCUGGUCAAGGGAGAGGGCGCGGGCGUGGGCGUGGUCGAGGUCGUGGUAGGGGUCAAAACCGAGGAAGAGGUCGUGACUAUAGAUCGAACGGACCAAAUGAACCGAUCCAUGCAGGUAAUGAAGGGGCAUAAAUGAAUUACCCAUGAAGAAUGCAAGACUCUGCCUCAUUGUGUGUCGGAUGCCUCCUUUGUGCUUGGUCUUUAUUGUUACGGAGUAUCUUCUCUGUAAUAUUAGCUCCUCUUUAACACUUUGCACCCCUAUUACCUUGUAGUGGGCUUCUAUCAAUUUUUAGAUCUAGGUAAUUUCGUAAUUAGAUCAAACUAAUUGUAGCAUCCAUCCAACUUAGAGAACAUUGCAUUCUUUUAUUUAUUUAUUUUCAAAAGGC